Molecule: messenger RNA, 3295 nt
Organism: Argiope bruennichi
Lineage: Eukaryota; Metazoa; Arthropoda; Arachnida; Araneae; Araneidae
Product: SH3 domain-binding protein 5-like
Exons: 10
Coding region: 201-1736 (511 amino acids)
Biological process (GO): negative regulation of protein tyrosine kinase activity; intracellular signal transduction
Cellular component (GO): cytoplasm
Molecular function (GO): protein kinase inhibitor activity
Source: RefSeq, a predicted model, not a curated record
GUGAUCGGGUAAUUCCUCGACCAAUUACAUUAAUUCAAGUACCAAUUCGUAUUAAAACAAAUAUAGAGAUUUUACAAAAGAAAAAGAAUUGUAAAAUCGACUUUACUGAACAAUAACAUGCGAUGUAGUUGAAAAUGAUUUUUAAACUAAGGAAAAGGAAUGUUGUCUCAUAUGAAUGAUUUUCAGAUAUUUUUUUAAAUAUGUCCAGUGCUGAUAUAAAGAAUGAAACAAAAGAUAAUGAAUCAAUAUUUGUAAAUAAUGACGAAGCUUCACCCGAUGAAUUAGUAGAUCCUCGAGUUCAAAUUGAACUUGAACGGCUUAAUACAGCUACUGAUGCAAUCAAUAAAUUGGAGAUUGAAUUAGAUGAGGCCAGAGCUAAUUUCAGACUGUUAUUGAGUGAAUCAUCUGUUCGAGUGAAUCAACUAGCUAAUAAACUUGGAGCAUGUGUUGAAAAAGCGAGGCCAUAUUAUGAAGCUCGAAUGCAUGCAAAGCAGCUUCAAACACAAACUCAGAAAGCUGCUUUAAGAUAUGAGAGAGCUAGCAGCGCUCAUUCAGCUGCAAAGGAAAUGGUUUAUUUGGCAGAAGAGGGUCUGAAAAAAGAAGGAAGGUGUUUUGAUCCUGCUUGGCAAGAAAUGCUUAACCAUGCAACUCUGAGAGUGAAUGAAGCUGAAAGUGAAAGAGUGUUAAGUCAGCAUGAGCAUCAGAAAACUUCAUUAGCUUACAAUGAAGCUGAAAAAAUUGUCCAGCAUCUGCAUCAAGAAUUGAGAAAAUCAAUAGUUAAAUCAAGUCUUUCAACUCGCAGAAGUUUGCUACAGCUAAACAAUCUUGCAAAUCAACACCAGUUACAACUUUUACCUUACUUUGAAAUGAAGGCCCAAUUCAAUCAGUUGCUGGAAGAACAGAGGAAAAAAGUUCAUCAUCUAGAAGAAAAAAUUUUAAAAAUGAAGAUGAGUUAUGCAGAUGCAUUGCAUAAUCUGGAAGAAAUAAGUGAUGAAAUUCAUCAAAAACGAAAGUCUGUAGACAGUAGACUGUAUGUUGAGGGAAACCAAAUUGAAGGUGCUGAAUCUCCGCUUCUUUCCUGUGAUAGCAUGAAGUUAACAUAUCAUAAAUUGAAAAGUAGUGAUAUAUCUUCUAAUAAUAUAUCUAUGGAAAAUUUAAACAUUGAAGAUAUGUACAAGAGCCUUCCAUCUAAAAUAACACCAAGGCCUGGUAUUAUUGCUGCAAGUUGUAUUGGGGCCAAUUCUCAGAAAGUAUCUGUUUAUCCUGCAUCUUUAACAGAAUCUCAAGAAGUUUCCAAAGACCAAACUCGAAAUGUAUCUGUUGCUUCUGAAAAAUCUGAAAUAAAGCUAAAUAAAAUGAACAGUAUUUUAGAUAAGAAACAAGUUAGUCAGUCAUCUAGUUGUUCAAGUCCUGCACCUGAUCACUUGGAACAGUUAAGCACAGCAAAUAGAGGCAUACUUGAUGAAACUAAAUCAAAUGGAUUAGAUGAUGUAUCAUUGAAUGGUGAAGAAAUUCCAGAUUGCAAAUUUUUGUCACCUGAUUUUAGUGCAUUAAGAAUUCACCGUGAAGAAGUGUCCGAUUCAGAAAGUUUAGCUAGUACUGAUACAACUGAUACUUUAGAUGAUAAUCAAAUUGAAUGCUUACUGUUAGAAAAAGUGUACCCAUUAGAAAUAGAAGAACCUGAUAAUGAAAAGAUAUCCGAUAAUUCGAAAUCAGAUAAUAAUACUCAUUUGUAGGAAAAGAAAUUUAUUGAAAUUCAUAAUACAUAAAAACUAUAGUUUUAAAUCAGGCUAAUAUAUAUAUAUAUUGAAUUGCAUGCUUUUCGUAUAUCAUAGUUGAUUUUAUUUGUUGUGUUUUAGGCAUUUCUAAUGAAUUAAAUUGUUAAAAGAAUUCUUGUUAUUAACUUGUUAUCUGUUAAGUUUAAUUGUAUUUUUUUUUUUUGAGAUUUUAAAUGAUAUAAAUUCUUUUAAAUUUAAUUUUAAAAUUAACUGUUAUGUCACAUUUUACUUCUAAAUAUAGGAUUCAUAUACGAGAUUCUGACAGUGAUAUGUAUUAAUUUUUGUAAAUUACAGGUACAAACUAAUAUUUCUGCAUUAUAAUGUUCAUUUAUGAAAGAUAGACUUCGAAUAUGUAAAAUGUAGUUUUAAUGAGAUAUUUUUGAGAAAUAAAAUGUGUGUAUGUGUAUAUAUAUAUAUAUAUAUUGCUUUUGUUAUAUUUUAUUUUGAUGUUAAUAUUGCCAUUUAGAUAUGAAUAGAAAAUGUAUUUCAUUUCAUGAAGAAUCAAUUACUAUCUGUCAGUUUCCUUUCCAUGAAAAAUAUUACAUCAGACAAGGAUGAGCUUGUCAUAUUGAGUUUCUUCACAUGUAAUAUGCAUGCCGGUCAGUUAUAUUGUGGGUAAAGUAACCCUCAGAUAGGCAAUUUUUUAAUGCUCUACUCUUGCAACAGAUGGCAUUUUGAGGAUGAUCAGUUAUUGUAUAUGUAAGCAGAUUUGUAACACCUGCAUUUGCAUUGACAGUUUAAUAAUCAUAUUUCUCAUUACGAGACACCUACUUAUAAAAUGAAUCACAUAAUGAGUUUUUGCAUGUUCUCGUGACUGCAUUUCAAGAUUAUAAGAAUCUUGCUAGAUGAGUUUACAGUAUGAAUCCAUCAUUCUACAACUGAUAUGUUUUGUGUAUCUAGACUUAAUUACGCAAAUAAAUCAAUAUUGAACCUUAAUCUGUUCUAAUUAUAAUAAUACAAUGUAUAGAAAACACAGCAUUUACCUUCUAUAUCAUCACUAGGCUUGCCAAGCAUUUGUCAUAAUAAAGUAAAAUAAAAUACUUGAUAACCAUCCCCAGAGAAAGUGAUCAUUAGAACUUACCUAAAUCAUUCGAUAGCUCCUAUUCAGGCAAAGAGAAAAGUUAAUUGCUAUAUUCUCUUCACCCUCUUUUCACUGUAUUAAAAAAAUUGUUAAUGUUGAAUCAAUGGAAAGAGAUGCAUGCAUAAAUUGUGUCAAAUGAUACUUUUAUAUUAUAUAUGAAUGAUACAUUUAUUGAAUACAAUAUGUGGCAUCAGUUGAGUUUCUGCUUCAUUAAAAUAUUAAAACGUAGCACCAGCCAUUUCCGAAAAAAUAAACUUUCGUCAUAGCUUGUUAAUAGUAAAUUGUGAGGAAUUGUCAGCUGUAAAGCAGCAUUGAUAAUACCAUAUUUACCUCUAUCAGGUGGUUAUCGCUCGAUUCUACAUUAAUUUUUUUGAUUUAAAAAACAAUGUUCAUAUAUAGGAAUGAGAAUGAUCAAUAAAAAUAUUUAUAAACUGUU